AUGACUACUACUAAUGAUAAUGAUAGUAAUAAUAAUAAUAACAACGACAAUAUUUCAGCACCCAAAUCUUUUACUUGUUGUCAAAUGAAUGAAUUAUUUCAUACAAAUAAACCAACUAUUGAAAUGACUUAUAAUCAUCAAUUAAUUAAAACUGAUUUUAUUAAUGAGAAUCAUUAUUCAUUAAAAGAAAUUAAUCAAAAUUCUAUUCUUACUAAUGUAUAUAAUCAAUGUAUUCAUAAUAUCAAUUCAUGUUGUUUAAUGAAAGAAAUACAACUUCAUAGAAUUGAGGGUGAUGGCAUCUCUUCUCGUGUAGUUAAAUGUGAUCCUCAACUUAAACACUUUCCAUCGUUAUUACAACUGCCUACAAUUUCCUCUUCAUCAGACAAUAGUCAAUUCAAUAAGGGCGAAUUGAAGUGUGGAGAGAAUGAUUGUCCACAAUCAUCUAUUUGUCAAUUGAAUAGAUGCUUGGCACAGGAAUUGAAUAAAUCAUCAAAUAGAUCAUCUCAUGAUCAUAAUAGUAAUAAUAAUAAUCUAGAGCACCAUCUCUGUACAUCGACUCAUCUAGUGACAAACUCCGAUUCAUCAUCAACAACAUUUAUCAAAAAAAUUUCAAAAUCAAUAAACAAUAAUCAUAAAAGAAAACACAGAAGAAAACGUGAAUUCGACAAUAAUGGAUUUAUGUAA
This is a messenger RNA of Schistosoma mattheei, 684 nucleotides long. Lineage: Eukaryota; Metazoa; Platyhelminthes; Trematoda; Strigeidida; Schistosomatidae. The record is from the annotation of a GenBank genome assembly.